CCCUAUUCACGCAUAAGCUUAUCUAGCUAGCCAAACAAGACGCCUCGCUGAUAGCUGCCUUCACUUUCAGGCUCUAGGUAUGUAUGCUAGGGCAAUUAGUUCCCUAUCUCUUGUUUGUUUGACACGAAAACUACACAUUCUUCUUCCUUCUCUUGGAGGAAAAUCUAUGAUAUAAUAUAGCUACCAGAUAAACACCUCCAUUUCUCGGGAAAGUUUUGCUUUCUAAUGGCGAGUAGGAAGCUGGUUCGAGAUUUGUUCCUAUAUAGGCAGCCCCUUUUUCAUCACCUAACGUCUCAGCAGGGUUUAAGUACGAGAUUACGGUUGCCACCAACAAAUGGAUACUCGGGUUGUCGUCAAUUUGGUGUAUUCAAUGAAUUUUCCAAGAAAAUAAAAGGAGAGGCCAGUAGAAAUCAAGAAUUUCAAGAGUCAGUCAAGGAGCUGAAGGAGAAAGCAGAAGAACUGAAAGGGGUGAAAGAUGACCUGAAAGUCAGAACAAAGCAGACAACUGAGGAGCUGUACAAGCGUGUGGAUGGUGUUUGGACAGAGGCUGAAGCUACAGCAAAAAAGGUUUCUGCCAAUGUUAAAGAGAAGAUUUCAGCUGCAAAAGACGAGGUCAAAGGUACUUUUAAAAUUGGGAAGGAAGAAUCUUCUGAGUCCACUGGCGCUUCAGAUAAAGAUGGUGCAGAUGUAAAAGAUGAUAGCAAGGUCACAUCUGAUCAAGAGACAGACAAACAAACUGGGACUAGAGAUAAUGCUGAGACUAUUUUUGGAAAUUUUAAGUCAAGCAUACCUUCCUCAAAGGUAUCUUUGGCUUUCCAGAAAUUGAAGGAAGCAAAGGUCACCGACUUUGUGAAGAAGGGGUAUGAUGUUGUGAAAGAUGAAUUAUAUGGUAAUCCUAGCAAGAGAAAACACCUGGAGCGUACUCCUCCUCCUUCCUUCAAAGGUGAAACAAGCACAAGAACUGACAUUGUUGUUCUACCCACAAAGCAGUCUCGGUGGAGUAAAAAGUGGGAGGCAUUUAGAGGAAAGAUGCAAGGUCAUCCUUUAUUCAAGCGUUUUGCUGGCUUUAGUGAGCCUGUUGUAACAAAGAGUCAAGAGAUUGCAGAGGACAUGCGGGAAAGAUGGGAGACCAGUGAUAAUCCUAUAGUUCACAAAAUUCAGGAUGUUAGUGAUACUAUCUUUCAAGAAACAGAUGCUGCUGCAUCAUUGAAGGAAAUACGUCGUCGAGAUCCAUCAUUCUCUUUGAUGGAUUUUGUGGCUGAAGUUCAGGAGGCUGUUAGACCUGUCCUUAAUGCCUACAUGAAGGGAGACUUGGAAACUUUGAAGAAGUACUGCAGCCCUGAAGUCAUCACUCGGUGUGAGGCAGAGCACAAAGCUUUUCAGAGCCACGGUAUAUUUUUUGAUAACAAGAUUCUACAUAUAUCAGAGGUGGAAGUACGAGAGACCAAAAUGAUGGGAACCUCCCCGAUAAUUAUUGUAGCUUUCCAGACUCAGCAAGUCCACUGUGUACGUGAUCGUAAUGGUGCAAUAACAGAGGGAGGCAAGGAUACAAUCCACACUGUUUACUAUGCAUGGGCUAUGCAACAAGUUGAUCCAGAAGAACUUGGAGAAGGUGCUAUCUACCCAAUAUGGAAGCUAAGAGAGAUGCAGCAACUUGGUAUCCAAGCCCUCAUCUAGACUUCGCUCUUACAAUCUACUGAUACAUCAUGUACGAUUAGAAAAUCCUCUUGCUAUUUUCCUCCCUUAUGAUCUAUCAUUUCUUUUGUACUGCUGCUCUGGAUUUUGUGGUUCCAGGGAAAGCUUUGGGCGAUAUUUCUUUUUAAUUUUGAUCAAAUAAAGAAAUUGGAUACUUUGCCAA
Manihot esculenta (cassava) is the source of this 1858-nucleotide messenger RNA. Its product is annotated as mitochondrial import inner membrane translocase subunit TIM44-2. The transcript is spliced from 14 exons. Gene Ontology annotation, cellular component: mitochondrial inner membrane. Gene Ontology annotation, molecular function: protein-folding chaperone binding. Lineage: Eukaryota; Viridiplantae; Streptophyta; Magnoliopsida; Malpighiales; Euphorbiaceae. The record is from RefSeq and is a predicted model, not a curated record. The coding region runs from base 226 to 1677 and encodes 483 amino acids. Gene Ontology annotation, biological process: protein import into mitochondrial matrix.